AUGGAUACGGUUAAUAAUACGGUUAAUAAUAUCGCGGCGGCAGCUUCGAAAGUUAUUUGGGGUGAACCUCAGGAAACUACUGAUGCGGCGAAUGCGACGGUGGUUCCAGAGACGAAAGGGACGGAACCGCUUAGUGGGGAGUUGGGUGAUACGUUGAAGGGGGAACCUUAUGAUAAGGGGAAUUUAGAUUCCACCAACACCGACCCAAUAAGCACAACCAAAACCACAAACCCCGAUCCCUCCACCACCCUAUCACCCCCCGGCCAAGCCGCCAAAACCAUCGACCCCUCGCGCGCCUCCUCCACCUCCGAUAUCAUCGCCAAAACCCUCUCCGACACGCACAUUGCACCUCUAUCAUCCGAAAACCCCUCCACGACCAGUUUUAAAACUUCUUCUGAGAAACCUCUAACAUCAGCUGAGAAACCAUUGAUUUCUGAGAGGAUUAAUCCGAAUUUACCUCUUCGAUCGGGAAAUCAGUCGGCUCGAGUUGGUGAUGCGGGGAUUUUGGGUGCAUCUACUGGGGGGGAUAAGGGAUUAACUCCCGGAAGUCGAGUUGGAGAUGGAGCAGAGAAACCAAGUAGUACAUCUAAUGAGCAAGAUGUAAAAACGGAUUUAAAACCUUUGAGUGGGGAGAAGAAAGAAAGAGAAGAAGAAAAAGAAGAAAAAGAAGAAAAAGGAACAGGAGAAAAACAUAUCCCGACAACAGGUACAGUAGCCGAGGGAGGAAAUUUCGACGCUACGAAACCUGGUGCGGGAAUCGAGGCAGAUAGGUUGUUGGGGAAGGAGGGGAAGACGGAGAAGAUGGAUGCGGGGGUUAGUGGGGGGACGGUUGGGGGGACUUUUACUGGGGGGGAGGAGGGAGGUAGUGGGUUGAGUGAGCAGGGUGAGGGAGGUGGUAGUGAGGAGGAACAUGAACAUGAAAAUGAUCAUGAACAUGGGGAGGGAAAGAAAGAGGGAAAAUUGACGCAUUUGAAGGAGAAGAUUAAGGGGAAGUUGCAUAAGCAUUAG
Molecule: messenger RNA, 1008 nt
Organism: Sclerotinia sclerotiorum 1980 UF-70
Lineage: Eukaryota; Fungi; Ascomycota; Leotiomycetes; Helotiales; Sclerotiniaceae
Exons: 2
Coding region: 1-1008 (335 amino acids)
Source: RefSeq, a predicted model, not a curated record